AUGCUGCAGAUGAGGAGCCAGGACCCGCGCCAGUUUCCAAGCGUGCUUCUUUGUUGCUUUCGCGUGAUAUUGGAAGUGCAGUCGGUGGCACGGGAGAGCCGGCAUGAGUCGCUACGCCGUGUUGCAAAUGAGCAUUUAGCUGUGAAUGAUGAAGAACUUGAAGUGCCUAGUGAAUGGGAUGAUUUGGACUUUUCUUCCAAGGGCGAUGCUGUAGCAGCAAACGGUGGUCUCAGUGUAGGCCAGACGGCCAACACAGUUGAAUAUGCGUGGGAUGUGAGCCCAUUGCCUCUUGAAGCUGCCCAGCAAGCAGGCAUUUUGUCUGAUGAUGAACUGAAGGCUUUGGAGGCCCAGCUGUGGUUUCCUGAAGAACGAACAAGCCAAGUUGAUGCCAUUGCAGACAGGUUUGAGGUGCAAAGGUUGAUUCGCAAGCGAGUUCUCAAGUGUGCCGGGUUGCGAGGUGAAGUGUCCGAGGAAGGUUUCAAGCGCUUGUCAACGAAAUUCGUGAGGACAUGGCGCAAGAAGGUUAAAGGCGGUGUUGAAAUGGUGUUGAGACGGUCAAGGUUAUGUGCACGGGAAUACAAAUGGCUAGAGGCCGACCGCCUUGACAUUUUCAGUCCUGCCAGCAACACUGCCGUGUCGAAGCUUUUGCCGUGGCUGUUUGCUCGGAUGAAGAAUGCUGAGAAGGUCCGAGCAUCCAUGCCCCGUGAUUACAGUGAUCAGUUUGAGUAUGAUUUCGAGAUGUGCAUCCCGGGACAGCGGGACGGGGCUUUGCGCUGGAGAGAGCGUCUGAUCAACUAUUUGCGUACCAAGUUUGAAGUGAAAGUGUGCGAAGCCUGCCCAGCGUUGAUCUCGAUUGAUGGGCAGAACUGCCUUCUUCAUGUGGACGAUUUGUUCAUUGUGGGCAAGCGAUCGUGGCUGCUCAAACACUUUGUGCCAGCACUUGAGAAGGAGUUUGAAUGCUCAUGGACGAUCGCCUCUGAGGAAGGAGAGAGUGUCAGUUUCUUGAAGCGCACACAUCGCGUUACCGAGAGUGGCGUGAUUGUUCAAGCACAGAGUGAUUUGAUCCACAAGAUGUGCGAGGUGCUUGGGUUGCAUGAACGCAAGACUUCAGCUGUUCCAUGUUCGAAAGACAUCCUCAAGGUGUCUGGGAGUAAGCUGCUUGAUGCUGAGGGUGGAAGUACUUUCAGAACCGCCAUAGGCAUAGCGAUGUACUUGUCAAAUGAUAGGGUAGACUGUGCCUUCCCGAUCCGCACCUUGGCGCCGCGGCUCACGGCACCGACCGAGGACGACUUGAAAGCAGCGCGGAAGCUUGCAGCAUACCUUCGCCGCGCCGCAGGUUUUGGAAUCCACAUUGUGCCCCGCGAGAAAGGCUACAGCUUUCUUGAUCAAGGACCGUCGAGGGAUCAGCAUGAACAUCUUCUGGAGGUGUGUUCGGUCAGCGAUUGGAGCGGCUCACAGGCUGCAUGCUCAGCUUCGGUCAGUGCGGAGCUCGGGGACAGUGCGAGCGCAGACGAUGAUGAUUGGCUGUUUGUUGGCAGCCACCCGUGGCGGCCUGGACGAGCUGCCAUGGUGACCAUGUGGGCCUGUAUUGGCCUGCUCAUGCUUUUCACUUUGGGAUUUUACCUCUUGAGCCUUGGGUCAGUGCUAUGGUUUGGAGAUGAGCCCAUAACGACUAUUGCUUCAGCGAUGAGUGUACAUGCAAUGCUUGAACAGAGCAGUGUUGAAUGCUACUGCGCAUGCGAUGCGGAGACACGUGACACAACGAGCGCUACGAAGCUUACAAUUUUCUCAUGCUGCGUUUCUGCUUUGCUUAUGUGGUUGCUUUGGCAAUACAUGGUGCAGGCGCGAAGGCUUGGAGAGCUUGAGCGCAGAUGCAAAGCGCUUUUAGAUGAUCGCAGCAAUGACCGCAAUCAGCUGAAGGAGCUUCGAGAUGAAGCCCGAAGGCUGAGUACAGAGAAUGCUUUGGCACAGCGAGCUUACUAUGAGCUCGACCACAGCAGAGGCACUGAAGCGCGUGUGGUUUCGAGGAUUCCACAGGAGAUAUGUGUAUCUGCCCAUGGUGCCGAGGUUUGGAGUCUCGACUACUGUGUAUUCGAGCUUGGUGUUUCUUUCAUGGAUGUUGCAACGGGAGCUGCGCAGCCCGCCAAGGGCAAGGCAGCCCAAGCUAAGGGAGCAGAGCAGCCCGCAAAGGGCAAGCCAGCUCCAGCAGGCAAGUCCGGAAAAGGAAAGCCUGCGGCCCAGGAGCCUGCCCAAGGCUCUGGGAAAAAGAAGAACCACCGAGGUGGUCGUUCGGAAGCGGCCCGCGCCACUCGCGAGGCCAGAGGCGCCGAAAGGCGCGAAAGAGAAGGUACAGACCCGGUCGUCCUCGUAGAGGGCCCGGCGACUGAUAUCCCAGAGCCGCGCACCCCGGAGCAAGCUCCUGCGGGUGCCGGCCAGGAGAUUCAGAGCCCGAGCUCGGAAUCCUCCUUGGACACCGCGGCGGUGCCCAAGGCGCCAGUCUUCACAGGCCCCGCGCCUGGCGAAGACACUCCAGACUUCGGGGCUGGGCAGGAGCAAGCAGCCCCGGUGAGCGGACCCACUGGCCGCCCCGGAGGCAGAGCGGGAGGCCACGCCAAGAAGCGCUCCAGCAGCAAAGGCUCCAACGGAAACCCCGAGCUGGCGGAGCAGUACGGAGAAGCCCUGACCUUGCUGGACGAGAUCAGCCAGCUUCGACGCUUCAAGAGACGAGCCAGCAACCGGCUUAUCCGCCCCCGCAGGGCUGCAAUUGGCGAGCUGUCGGCCCAAAGACAACAGGGCCUAGCUGCAGCAGCCGCUACGGCGGCAGUCGCCACGGCGGCACCCGGGCGGGACGACUGGGAGCGCUUUGCUUUUCAAGCAGAGACCUACCUGGCGGUCGUAGAAGUGCGGACCCGUAGCGUCCGCCUCUUCGGCAUGCUGGGCAGCUGGACCCAGGACUCCGCCACAGCUGUAAAGCUGGAGCACAACCCAGAGAACGAGUCCAAGAACCUCACCUGGAGGCGGACCCUGCUGAUGCCGAAGUUCCCGCCAAAGGAGAGCGACUUCUCCUUGGCUCUGCAGGAAUGGGAGGCAGACGUGGACCGCUACGCCUCCGAGUAUGGCGCAGGGCGCCCUAGCAGACGAAGAUCUGCGGGCAGUGCUGGUGACCGAGAGCCCCAACGCUCUUCGGCAACACCUCGCUAUGCACGCGGCGAGUCUUUCGACUUACGCCGAGGUGAGGGAAGUAGUGGUGAGCUACUUGCAAGCCAAAAGGGUCUGGACCCCGAGUGCGGGCUACGCCGCCUCUUCCCGAAGGGACCCUAA
Molecule: messenger RNA, 3321 nt
Organism: Symbiodinium sp. CCMP2592
Lineage: Eukaryota; Dinophyceae; Suessiales; Symbiodiniaceae
Source: the annotation of a GenBank genome assembly